GUCGAAUGAAAAUGCCUCACAAUUUGUUGUUCCCAGGCCCGUGUCAAUACUGCCAGGAGCAUAGAGAAGAUGGAAUACCAGUACAACAAGGCACAGCAGCACAACAGCUGGUUCCAGCAAGCUGCCGAAGCUCUGGAGGUGGAUUUGGAUGAUGACGUCCUAAUGGGUGGGAAGCAUGACGAAGCUGAUGAAAAGCAGAGACAAAGGAUGUUGAAAGGAAUGAAGAAAGAACUAAAACAUAUGCUCUCACAGCCUGUGUUCAAAAACUGCCUGAUGACUAGGUACCCAACACAAAUGGGCAGGUUAAUAUUGCCUGAUUUACCAGUGGCCACCCAAGAAUCCGCUUUAAGCACAAUCAUAAAACAUAAAAAAAAGCAGCCAUUGCAUAAAAAAGCAAAAUGCUGAGUGAACUUGUAAAGAUGAUGUACACAACUGUUGUGACAUAGCAAAUGGCCACAAGUGAAUACCCCAUUUAUUUCGUUUAAUAAAAAAAAACCACUUAAAA
Molecule: messenger RNA, 505 nt
Organism: Callorhinchus milii (elephant shark)
Lineage: Eukaryota; Metazoa; Chordata; Chondrichthyes; Chimaeriformes; Callorhinchidae
Product: ATP-dependent RNA helicase DDX24-like
Exons: 2
Coding region: 70-405 (111 amino acids)
Source: RefSeq, a predicted model, not a curated record